GCGUGGGGCGGGGCCGGGCUGCCGGAAGACCCGCGCGGAUCGACCGGUGCCGCUUCCGGCCCGGCACAAUGGCGGCGAGGCGGUAGCGGGCGGGCCGGCGGCGGAGGCCGGGUGAACAGUGUCUACUGUGGGGAAAGAGGAUUAUUCAGAUAAUGUAGAAUGGCUUUAGGGCCAUUCUUGUUACUGCCACCUGCAUAUUCUACACGCUACAAAGUUCUUUCAGUCAUGCUUUCAAAGCUUUUCUGUAAUGAGCUGAGACUGAUGUGGACUUUUAAAAGUAGUUAUCUGUCCUAAAGGCGUUUAGACCUUAAUGCCCAGAAAAGCCAUAGGCUGUCUCUGUGUUUUGUGAAUCACCCAUAGGUGUCAGACAUUUUAAGAGAAGAAAUCUGGCUGAGUUUUGAACUGCCUUUUGCUUGUUUGGAACAAAUUUUGCUUUCCACCAAGACAUGCUUGCCUUGAUGGUAUUACGGAACCAGGGCUUUGAUUGUUGAGAUUUCCAUAACAAAUAAUAACCAGUGUUUAUCCCUCGAUUAAUUUUAAAGUACAACUUUUAACUCUUUAAUUUCUAUGUGGGAGUCACUAAAUUGAAGAGCAAUAAUCAUGGGAGAUGCUGCAAAACCUUGCUUUGCCAAACAAAAUAAGGAACAGGAAAUUUUACAUCAAGGAGAAUUAAAAGGAAGUCCCUUACAGAAAGACUACCGAGUCAUGGAUGAAUACGGAAAUGGCCAUAGCAAUAAAAUAGAAAUCAGCCUGCAAAAGAAAAAGGGAAGACCAGGUUACUACGGAAGCAGCCCCAGGCGAGGACCACGUAAUGUUUUGAGUAGCCCAAACGCACUGAAAACCACAACUUACAGUCAAGGGUCAAAGUUAAAUGAUACCCAGAGAGACCAAAUGAAGAAGUGGGUAUCUGAUGACCACCGUGGUACUUCUGACAGCUGGAGAGAGUACAGAUCUGUUGCCUGGAUUCCUGUGCAUAGCAGGACAAGAAGGGACUCUUUUCAUGAAGUUGAAGGUACUGGAAACAGAAGUGUAAGACGACGACUUCAGGAAGAUGUAAUGAAUGAAGAUGUGACAGGCGUGCAGAAAGGAAGCUCUGAAAUGAAGAAGCUUAGGAAACCAAGAAAAUUGAGAAGAACUAGAAAAGAUGAGUAUGAUCAAGAUGAAGUGGAUGGUCCGGUCAUAGAUGAAUCUGUGCUGUCAGCAAAAGAACUUCUAGGGUUGCAACAAGCUGAAGAACGAUUGAAGAGAGACUGCAUUUAUAGACUGAAGAAGCAACCUCGAAGCUACCCAUCAGCAAAAUAUGCCUGCAAAUUGUGUGAUGUUUUGAUUGAGUCGGUGGCUUUUGCUCAUAAGCAUAUUAAAGAGAAAAGACACAAGAAAAGCCUAAAGGAAAAGCAAGAAGAACAGAUGCUGACUGCUCUGCCUCCUCCAACACCUUCCCAGAUAGAAGCUAUUGGUGUUGCUAUUGAAAAAGUAGUGCAGGAGUUUGGCUUAAAUAAUGAAGAUCUAGAAGAAAGGCUCAACAUUAAAACAGUGAUGGAAAGUUUACUGCGUCAAAAAUUGCCAGAGUGCUCAUUGAGACUGUAUGGUUCCUCCUAUAGCAGACUUGGUUUCAAAACUUCAGACAUAAACAUAGAUAUCCAGUUUCCUGCCAAUAUGACUCAACCAGAUGUUCUCUUACUUGUGCAAGAAAGUCUCCAGAACAGUGAAUCUUUUAUGGAAGUUGAUGCAGAUUUCCAUGCUAGAAUACCAUUGGUGGUGUGCAGAGAAAAGCAAAGUGGCCUUAUUUGUAAAGUGAGUGCAGGGAAUGAGAGUGCUUGGCUGACAACAAACCAUUUGGCUACACUUGGAAAACUGGAACCUAGUGUAGUACAUUUAGUGAUAGCCUUCAGGUACUGGGCAAAGCUGUGCUGUCUUGAUCAUCCUGAAGAGGGAGGCUUGUCACCUCAUGUGUUCGCUUUAAUGGUUAUUUUUUUUCUACAACAAAGGAAAGAGCCUUUUCUACCUGUCUAUUUGGGAUCAUGGAUUGCAGGAUUCUCAUUAAACAAAUUAACUAAUUUUCAUCUGAGAGAAGUUGAGAAUGAUGCUGUGGUUUGGGAGCAUAACCCCAUUGAUGAUUCUGGUUUGCCACAAGAAACUUCCCCUAGAAGGGGCAAGGUUCCCUUAGUAUUUGAUUCAGGACAGCAGUGCUCAGCACCUGCUGGUCAGCUCUGGGUGGAACUGCUUCGUUUCUAUGCCUUGGAGUUCAAUAUGUCUGAUUUGGUUAUUAGCAUACGACUGAAAGAAAGACUGUCUCGUGAAUCAAAGGACUGGCCUAAAAAGCGCAUUGCUGUGGAAGAUCCAUAUUCAGUCAAAAGGAACGUAGCAAGAACUCUGAGCAGUCAGCUAGUAUAUGAGUAUAUUCUUCACUGCCUGAGAGCAACUUACAAGUAUUUUGCCUUGCCUCACAAAAGAAGUGCAAAUUUGAGCAAAAAAUCCUCUCCAAAUGCCAGUGAGGAGAAAUCCCUAGUGCUGGACUAUGGAAAAGAUGCUAUAAAGCAUGAAAAUUCUGAGUUGCAAAAGUUGGAUGAUAGAACAAGCACAACAGUAGUGGAAGUCUGCACAACAGAGACUCGAGGUACGCCCCAGGUGCAUAGAAUUGAUCCUUCAAAACUGUGUGAUGGCUCAGAAAGCUUCACAGAAGAAGAACUGGCUGAUGAUACAGGUCAUUUGGGAAUUGCCCAUGAAGAUUCAGACUGUAUAAUUGAGGAAGUUAUUUCUGGAGAUAAUGAGGAUUCUAAACCAAGUUGUGAAGAGACAGAGAGUGGAAAUGAAGAGGAAGAAGAGGAGGAAGAGGAAGAACAUGAACAACAAAUAAGAAGAUGGAAUAAUAUCUUGACUACAGAGCAGGGAAUAGAUGAAGACAGUGAUAGUGGAGAUCUCCCUGUUACAGUGAAUGAGCAUGAUAUAGAGACAUGCAGUGCUUCAGACUUAGAAGGUUUUCAAAAUGCUUUACUUACAGAGAGUGAUGAGUUUGGCUUAGAGUGCAGUGGUAUAAUUGAUGACAAGAUUGACAUUGAUGAGGAGAGCACUGAAGGUACUGAUGAAUUGGUUGAAUCCCCCAAAAAAUUCAUAUGUUCAGCACAGAGCCAAAUAUCCCAAAUUAUUAACUCAGAUGAGGAGGAAGAAGAGGAGGAAGAACCAAGCCUUCUCAACCAGAGAGAGUGUGGUGGUGUCAUAAGAGCUGGAGAUGAACUAGAUAACACAUAUAUUGGAUCGGGAGAUGACGAUGCACUGUCAGAGGAAGAAGAUUUUUCCAUCCCAAAUAAAUAUAAGAACAAACAUUUUGAAGAAAAUUUGGAUGAACCUCUGGGGAUCAAUUUGAGUCAAGAAGAUCUUACUGAGAAGGGAAGCCUUUCUGAAGAGAACAGAACAAUAGAACAGUGUUCAGAAUCAGAACUUUUUUAUGAAUUCAGUAAAACAGCUUUUACAAAGGGCAAGUCUCCUACAAUAGUCUGUAGCUUGUGCAAACGGGAAGGUCAUUUAAAGAGGGACUGUCCAGAAGACUUCAAGAAAAUUGAGCUUGACCCACUUCCAGUGCUGACACACAAAUUUUCAGUUAUUCUAGAUCAAGUUUGUGUCCAAUGUUACCAUGAUUUUGCUCCAAAUAUUGUAGAGGAUCAGGCUCGGGAACAUAUAAGACAAAACUUGGAAAACUUCAUUAGGCAGGAUUUCCCAGGAACCAAGCUGAAUUUGUUUGGCUCCUCAAAAAAUGGUUUUGGCUUCAAAGAAAGUGACCUUGAUAUCUGUAUGACAGUGGAUGGACUGGAAACUGCUGAGGGACUGGACUGCAUCAGAAUCAUUGAAGAUUUAGCAAAAGUUCUCAAGAAACAGCCAGGUUUAAGAAAUGUCUUGCCUAUAACAACUGCUAAAGUCCCAAUUGUCAAAUUUUUCCAUGUCAGAAGUGGUCUUGAAGUAGACAUCAGUUUAUAUAAUACUCUGGCCCUGCAUAACACAAGGCUCCUGUCAUCAUAUGCAGCCAUUGAUCCUAGGGUAAAAUAUCUGUGUUACACAAUGAAAGUCUUUACGAAGAUAUGUGACAUUGGAGAUGCAUCUCGAGGUAGCCUUUCUUCUUAUGCAUAUACUCUUAUGGUGCUUUAUUUUCUUCAACAGAGAAACCCACCUGUCAUCCCUGUUCUUCAAGAGAUCUACAAAGAACCAAAAAAGCCUGAAAUUCUAGUUGAUGGCUGGAACGUUUAUUUCUUUGAUAAGAUAGAAGAGUUGCCAGUUCUUUGGCCAGACUGUGGCAAAAACACUGAAACUGUUGGGCAGCUGUGGCUGGGACUUCUCCGUUUCUACACAGAAGAAUUUGAUUUCAAAGAGCAUGUCAUAUGCAUUAGGAGAAAAAAUCUGCUUACAACUUUCAAGAAGCAGUGGACCUCCAAAUACAUUGUAAUUGAAGACCCCUUUGAUUUGAACCACAAUCUCGGAGCUGGAUUGUCAAGAAAAAUGACAAAUUUUAUAAUGAAGGCUUUUAUCAAUGGCAGAAGGGUAUUUGGUACCCCUAUAAAAAUAUUUCCUAAAGAAUAUCCAUCAAAAAUGGAGUACUUUUUUGAUCCAGAGGUACUAACAGAAGGAGAAUUGGCACCAAAUGAUAGAUGCUGCAGAAUUUGUGGCAAAAUUGGCCAUUUCAUGAAAGAUUGUCCUAUGAGAAGAAAAAUAAGACGGCAUCAUGAUUACGAAGAUACUAAAACCCAGAGGUACACAGAAAACAAGGAGAAAAGAAGCAAAGAGGACAAAGAAGCUCAGAAUAAAACAACAGAAAAGGAGAGCUCAAUCAAGGAGGGCAAGUUGCAUCUAGGUACACCUCAGAAGAGGAAACCAGCAAGGGUAAUAGCGGAAGCUGGAAGAGAAAAGAAUCCCAGGCAAUCAGCAGAGAAGUGGAAGCGCCCAGAAGACAGAGACUUAAGAGAAAAACGUUGUUUUAUCUGUGGAAGAGAAGGUCAUAUUAAAAAGGAAUGCCCACAGUAUAAAGGAGCUGCAGGUGGUUCAAAACCAGAAGUGUUGUGUGGAUCCUCUUCUUUACCCAGUGCUGCCAAACAUGCUGGUAGAUUAAAUCAGGGAGUGUUUAUACAUGAAGAAAAAAAGAAACAAAAAGGAAAAGUAUUUUUGAGUCCCCAGUCAGGUUUGUAUGUCUUCAUUUCAGUUCAGAAAUUCUCUGUAAAUGUAUUUUUAACUUGCUUUCUCCAUCAGUCCAUAUGUGAACUUUGCCUAAUCUGCUAAUCACAGCAGCAGUCUGUACAGGUUGAUAGAUGAUUCUGAAGUGAAGCCACUUUCGUUUUUUUAUGGGGAACGUGUGCAGUUUUUCAGUUUUGUUUUGGCAGCAAAACUUAGGCAUGUCAGUUCUGUGCAUUUUUUCUUUAACUCUGGUAGAUUUAUUUUGCAGAAGGAUAUUGUGUGUUUUUACCAAUCUCUCUCAUCUCUCCUCUUUUGGCAUACAUGGGGUUCUGUGUUUCUUCAGGGACAACAUGUGGAGAGCUUUCUUGUGAGGCUCCCUCAGAGUAAUUGUCUAGAAUUCCACAUGAUCAACUAACUUAGGAAAGACUAUCAAAGCCCAUCCUUGGUCUGAGCUGCCAAACUGCAAUGAAGUUAAAAUUAUACUUACAAGUAGCAGUUGGAUGAUAAUAUAAAGGCUUUUAUGUACCCUCUCUGUAUCAGAGAUGUUUUGUGUUAGAUGCACAGUUACAAAUGCAGCUUCCUUACAGUAAUUUCACACACUUAUUAACAGGUACAAUGAAGAUUUUAAAAGCAACUGCUUUUUUUUUUUAGUUACUUUUGAUCUUCUAGUGCAACUCUGCAAACAUUUUAGCAGCCUGGGUUUUUUCAAUAAAAUAUAUAAAUCAUAUCUGGUGCACCUGAAGGGGGACCUAAGUAGUCUCUACAAACUUUAGAAACCUAAACUGCAAUUAAGUGUCUCAGUUUGGUUGGGAAGACACAGUAUUUUCUAGUUUUACUGCAAGGCUUUUUCAAAUCCAAGUUUGGGGAUUUUAAUCACAAAGUGAUUUGUCAUUAGGUGUUCAAUUAAAAAAAAAUGCUAUUUUCAAUUUUGUAUUUUAAUAUUUCCUACUAUCCUCCAACAGGUAAUGAUCUAAAGUUGAUCUGUGUGUGCUUUCAUUAUAGUUUGACUCAACAGUAAUUUUCUCCUGUCUGAUUGUUUCAGCUGUUUCAUGCCUUGUCUUUUUUUUUUAACCUUUGAAGUGUGAUGCUUUCUUCUUCCCAAUCCCAGGCAGCCUUUCCAAUAAAUACAUGACUCAGGGAAAAGCCUCGCCGAAGAGGACCCAACAAGAACCAUGAGAAAUCUUACACACUGUUAAAUUGCAAUACAGGCCCUUCAUUCAUUUAAAAAAAUUUUCUUUGGCUAAAGCAUCUGGAUUCACAGGACAGCAGCACAGACAACCUUUAAAUUCAGCUUAAUGAAAUAUGAGUGGUUUAAUUUAGAUUACUAGUACAAGCAACGAUGGAUUUUAGUAUGGACCCCCACUCUUAAAUAGAUUGUUUGAGCAUAUUAAUAGAAAGCCAUGAUAUUUUGUAUUUGUUUAAUAGGUAAAUCAUAUAGAAAAGGGCAGGUACUAAAAGUGGACUGGUUUCAAGGUUUUGUUGUUCCACCUGACCACUUUAAAAUGCACUAAAAUUGUGUGCAAGCCAAAUACGUUAUAUUUUCUUCAAAAAUUGAUUUUUUGAAGGAGCAGAUAAUAUUUAUUAAUGUUGAUUGUUUACUGAAUCCUUGUGUAAAAGUGUUUUAAAUGUUUGUAGACUUCUACGUUAUUUUUUUUCCGUAGAGAACUGAAAAUAUAGACACUAGUAAACAUACGUAAAGCAAUCUCUGGACAAGCAGUGCCAUUGGGAUUUCGUGGGGUUUUUUCUGUUCUGUGAGUUUAUGGGAAUUCAUUUGCUGCUGUGCUUGUGUACAGGAAGAAAGAAAGACUAAGAAACAGGGCAGUCCUGUUUGAUGCUGCUAAGAAUUUUUUUCAAGGCCUUGGGGAUACAGACAAAAAUGCUUUAAGGAAUAGAGGUAUUAUAUUUGGCAACUGGGGAAAACACAUGUCCAUUUUCAUUAAAUGUGAAGAGGAUCUUUGUACCAGCCAAGAAUUUAAUUAGUAGUAAGAACUUGAGCUUUACUUGAAGUCCUUCCAGAGCUGGUAAUGUACCGUCUUAUCUUGUUCAGGAAAUAAUUAGUUACAUAGUAAAAUUGAAACCACUGUUAUUUAUGACUUUGAAAUAAAAUUUAAGAAAAAAAAUAAGGAAAUCAGA
Tyto alba (common barn owl) is the source of this 7290-nucleotide messenger RNA. RefSeq names its product terminal uridylyl transferase 7 (gene TUT7). Lineage: Eukaryota; Metazoa; Chordata; Aves; Strigiformes; Tytonidae. Bases 601 to 5262 code for a protein of 1553 amino acids. The record is from RefSeq and is a predicted model, not a curated record. Gene Ontology annotation, molecular function: zinc ion binding; RNA uridylyltransferase activity; nucleic acid binding. The transcript is spliced from 28 exons.